Rhincodon typus (whale shark) is the source of this 3077-nucleotide messenger RNA. RefSeq names its product huntingtin-interacting protein 1-like. Gene Ontology annotation, biological process: endocytosis; actin filament organization; clathrin coat assembly. The annotation marks the transcript as partial. Gene Ontology annotation, cellular component: presynapse; actin cortical patch; extrinsic component of postsynaptic membrane. Lineage: Eukaryota; Metazoa; Chordata; Chondrichthyes; Orectolobiformes; Rhincodontidae. Gene Ontology annotation, molecular function: clathrin light chain binding; phosphatidylinositol-3,4-bisphosphate binding; clathrin-cargo adaptor activity. The record is from RefSeq and is a predicted model, not a curated record. The transcript has 11 exons.
UUUGCUUUUGUUUUCCCAGAUGUCAGAAACCUUUUGCAGUCAGUUACCCUUUUUACCCAUUUGAUGGGGGACACCAUUGUCCAGGGUAGUGCCACCUCCCACAUGGUGCCAAUGGAGCAGGCAGACCGUCUGUUGGAAGCGUGCAAGCAAUGCGGUAGUGAGGUACUUUCCUACUUUUCCAGUUUGAAGGACACCACAACUUUGAGCAGUGCAGAUUGCACAAAAGUGAGAGAAAGUCUGAACCAGAUAAACACAAUAGGAGAGGAGCUGAGGCCUAAAGGAAGAGACAUCAAACAAAAAGAGCUGGGGGAUCUGGUGGAACAGGAGAUGGCUGCCACAUCAGCAGCUGUUGAAGCUGCUACUACACGGAUUGAGGAAAUGCUGAGCAAGUCAAGAGCAGGAGACACGGGUGUGAAGCUGGAGGUGAAUGAGAGGAUCCUUGAGUCUUGCACUGACUUGAUGCAUGCAGUUAAAAUGUUGGUUCUGACAUCGAAGGAUCUACAGAGAGAUAUAGUGGAGAGUGGAAGGGGGGCAGCAUCUCAAAAAGAGUUCUAUGCCAAGAACUCCAGGUGGACUGAAGGCCUCAUCUCUGCAUCAAAGGCUGUAGGCUGGGGAGCCACUGUGUUGGUAGAUGCUGCAGACAUGGUUGUCCAGGGAAAGGGGAAGUUUGAAGAGUUGAUGGUUUGUUCUCAUGAAAUCGCAGCCAGUACCGCACAGCUGGUGGCUGCCUCCAAGGUGAAAGCAGAUAAAGACAACGCUAACCUUGGAAAACUGCGGCAGGCGUCUAAGGGAGUAAAUGAGGCCACGGCCAGUGUAGUGGCUUCCACAAAAUCAGGAAAAUCGCAGAUUGAGGAAACAGACACAAUGGAUUUCUCAAGCAUGACACUGACGCAAAUCAAGCGACAGGAGAUGGACUCACAGGUUCGUGUUCUAGAACUGGAGAGUGAAUUACAGAAAGAGAGGCAGCGCUUGGGAGGACUGCGUAAAAAACAUUAUGAGCUGGCUGGAGUUUCUGAAGGCUGGGACGAAGAUACUAAGUAAGCCCAGAGUGGAAAAGGACGAGCAGCAAUUUGGAGAAUAUCACCUCAAGUCUGAGACUGAACAAUGCAGACUCUCUUAGACAAACAAAACCCAGUUAAUCCUCUGCAGCAUCGAGGGAUCAGUGCACUUAUCAUGAACUUUGACUGGGACUGAUCCUACAGUUCUAUAUCAGUGUUUUCCACUUGUAUUCUGGAUCCUAUUACUAUCGAGAUGAGAUGGUCAUGUUCCUUUAUUUAUUACAUGUAUAUUUUUCCUUUAUAUUUGCACAGUAGUAGUAAGUAUUGUAUUAGUGUUUUUGUUUCCAACAUCCAGCAAGUCUUGGUUUAACUAUUGAUACCCCUUUUGUUGGCAACUACCAGUAAAUUGCUAGCAAAAUGUGGGAAUGUCAUAAUUCAAGCAUCUUGCUUUCCCUUUCAUUUUAAACACUGGAUUAGUGGUUAAAGGUAUCAUUUACGAUAGUGUUAAGCUAUAAAGAACAGAAAAGCCUAGAUCUGCGAUUUCUCAGUUUGCUGAUCUAGCAUGGGGCAGCAGUUGGGGCCCUACAGUUGGUGUCUGUGCCAAUAAGUUAGGUAGAGGCAGGAAAAGAAUAAGCUAUCCUUCCAGUUCCUGCUAGUUGUUAUGUAAUCUGUUAAAAGGUGGAAAUGAUAUGUGUGAUGCCCUUCAGCAUCAACUUGCUCAAUAAUCUUCACUGUCCUGGGACUAAAAGGGAGUGCCCAUUUGGUAAGUGCUGUUAGAAGAUGGACAGUAUCCAAUUGGACCCAUAACAUGCAUGACUUCACACCAGUGCCUGAAGCAGCAGUGACGAGAAGGUAAAUUAUUUGGUCAUCCUGACUAUCACAGAAAAAAAAUGACGUACCAGCCGUUGGAAGUCUUCAACAAUUGUUCAUCACCCAAGAAAGAAACUUGUAGAUGCUUCUCCCAGAUUGCUGUUAAUUGUCACAUCACAUGUCAUUGCAAGGCAGUUCAUGGCACAGAGGCAUACCGUAUAUCCCAACUGGCCUUUGCUCCAUGGGAGCCUCCUUCCACUUUACUUUAUCUCACUUUAUUAUCAUACCCUUUUAUUCUUCUCUCCUGUAUGUAGUUAUUGAGUUACCCAAUGUGCUAUCUUAUGUGGCUGCUAAGAGCAUCUUUAGAAAUCAUUUAUUUUUGAUUUUCUCCAUUCCCUCAUACCUAAUGCAUGGUAGAACUUGCUGCAGUGGUGACCAUCUCAGGGGCCAAGCUACUAUCACACUGAGUAAUCACAGAAAAAGAAAUGAAAGUGUAAAAUGGACACAGUUUUCAUUCUAUUUAAUCUCCAUUUCCAAAAAAUGGAAUAUUUAACUCCCAUAGUCACUUGGAUGUGGUUGUGUAAUAUUGUUAAACCCCUGAAAUGGUAUCCCAUAGAAAGGACAGAUAUUGCUGUGAAAUUCAAUGUCUUGGAAGAGAAAUGAAAACAUAACAUUUCUCAACAGUUUAUCAGUUAGUGCCUGCAAAACAAUAAUGUAUUGUCACUCUUGAAAUAACCAUUGUACUGGUGAAGGGGUUACACUAGUUAAAUCUAGAGAACAUUUGGUUUAAUAGCUGUUUGGGGUGAAAUGUGUUUUUAAAGUCUAGUGCAGACCAAAUGAACAAUUAUUAUUUCCCCUAACAAUUUUGCUAAAGUAUUUCAAAGUGUCUUCAUUAUUAUCUUUCCUAAGAAUGUCAGGAAUCUUUUUAUUUCCUCUUCAUAAGUUAUAAAGACAUUUCUUUGAGACAGAAAGUUUGAACUGCAUUGGUCAAUAGUCUGUUACAUUGGUUAUGAGUGCCCCCUUCUCCACGUCUUGUAUAUGAUAUCUGCUGAGUGUGUUUUCCCUUUCAUUGUGAACUGUGACUAUUCAUUUGCAGGAAUUAAAUUGUGGCAUUACUGUCUAAUCCCUUGCACACUUACAGAAGCGAUACCUGCAUUCAAGCUCUUGUAAUGGACUUGUUUCAACUUUGUACACGCCCGACUUUAUACUUUUUAAUAUUUGUUUAAAAUCAUAAAAAUGGAGAUUUUCAGCUUCUGUUGUUUUGAUUAA